GACAACUACGUUUUACGCCUCUUUACCUCCCCUUUAUUCAACAAACAUCCGUGCGGAAAAGUGCACAAGUUUUCUUUUAUUCCUUUACAAGACCUUGCCGCAUUUUCCUUCUCCCCUUUUUUUUGGCGGCUUAGUAGCUGGAUCUCAGGAUAGUCUUUGCAGUGCAUACCGGACUUUUCUGCGGUGCUUGGUAGCAACUUCGUGUAGAACCUCCUAACGGCGUGUACGACUUUGAACGACUUAACAUAAUGGCUCUCUCAUCGAAUGGACGAGGAAAUGGGCCCAACGCCACUGUUGCUCAACGCCUCCAAAAGGAGCUCAUGGACAUCAUGACCAAGCCCACGCCCGGCAUCACAGCCUUCCCCGACGACGAAAACAUGACCAAGUGGACGGCCACCAUCGACGGCCCCGCAGACACACCCUACGCAAACCUCGUCUUCAAGCUCUCGAUGGAAUUCGCAAACAACUACCCCUACAGCCCACCAACCGUGCUCUACAAAACCCCCAUCUACCACCCCAACGUCGACUUCUCGGGCCGCAUCUGCCUCGACAUCCUAAAGGACAAGUGGAGCGCAAUCUACAACAUCACCACUGUGCUGUUGAGUUUGCAGAGUCUGCUGGGUGAACCGAACAACUCAAGCCCUCUAAACGGCCAGGCCGCAGAACUCUGGGACAAGGACCCUGCUGAGUACAAGCGUCUCGUACUGGCUCGCCACAAAGCACCCGAGGAACUAGACGCUUGAUGGAUAACACUCUACAUGCACAUACACAUGUAGUAGUGUAUAUUCGCGGCACUUG
Messenger RNA from Bipolaris maydis ATCC 48331, 798 nucleotides. Its product is annotated as ubiquitin-conjugating enzyme/RWD-like protein. NCBI's taxonomy places the organism in Eukaryota, Fungi, Ascomycota, Dothideomycetes, Pleosporales, Pleosporaceae. The record is from RefSeq and is a predicted model, not a curated record.